AUGAGAGAAUUAACUGAAGUUGUAGGUUUGAGUGUGUAUGAAAGUGAACUUACAUGUACACCCUCAUAUUUUUAUUGUAAUAAUCGUCAUAUACAAAAAAUUAUUGAUUCAAGAAAUAGUGUUGAUUGUAAAUGGUUAUUAUCUAAAACAAAUAAAUUAGCAAAUAUUCAACAAACAGAAACAAUUAUGGCUCGUAAUUUAAUGAUUGAAUAUGUUAAUUGUUUUGAAACAUCAACAACCAAUUUAUCAACAGUUAUGAAUACAAUUCAGGUUCGAUUUAAUAAAAAAAUAUUGAAUAAUUGA
Molecule: messenger RNA, 303 nt
Organism: Rotaria sp. Silwood1
Lineage: Eukaryota; Metazoa; Rotifera; Eurotatoria; Philodinida; Philodinidae
Source: the annotation of a GenBank genome assembly